UGACGUGAGUGUAGUUGCGUCUCGUGUCACCAACACUGUACCUUCCUUAGUUUGAAGCAAAAGAAGAAAGCGACGAGAAACGGAAGCGUUAUUUCAGGUAUAGCAACGUAAAAUAUUUGACCCAAUCCAUCACAACCACUUCCGUUCAGCUAGGGUUCUCACCAAUGCCACCGGAUUCCUCCGAGCAAGACGAUGAUCCCGAUACCGAAUUCGUCGAAAUUGAUCCCACCGCUCGUUAUGGUCGGUACAAGGAAAUUUUAGGGAAGGGGGCUUUCAAAAAAGUAUAUAGAGCUUUUGAUGAGUUAGAAGGAAUUGAAGUGGCUUGGAAUCAGGUUAAGGUGUCUGAUUUAUUGCGAAAUUCUGAAGAUUUGGAGCGUCUUUAUUCUGAAGUUCAUUUGCUCAAGACUUUGAAGCACAAGAAUAUUAUUAAAUUUUAUAAUUCAUGGGUUGAUACCAAAAAUGAGAAUAUUAAUUUCAUUACUGAAAUUUUCACAUCCGGAACUUUGCGCCAAUACCGGAAGAAACAUAAGCAUGUUGAUUUGAGAGCGUUGAAGAAAUGGUCUAGGCAAAUUUUGGAGGGCCUUUCAUAUCUUCAUAGUCAUAAUCCACCGGUUAUUCAUCGAGACCUUAAGUGUGACAAUAUUUUUGUCAAUGGGAAUCAAGGGGAGGUGAAAAUUGGUGAUUUAGGAUUGGCAGCUAUUCUUCAACAGGCCACUUCAGCUCACAGUGUUAUAGGUACACCGGAGUUUAUGGCCCCAGAACUUUACGAAGAGGAGUACAACGAGCUUGUUGACAUAUAUGCUUUUGGCAUGUGCUUGCUAGAGUUGGUAACUGUUGAGUACCCGUAUGUUGAAUGUACCAAUGCUGCACAAAUAUACAAGAAAGUGAUAUCUGGAAUAAAGCCAGCAUCAUUGGCAAAAGUAAAUGAUCCUGAAGUUAAAGCAUUUAUAGAGAAGUGUACUGCUCAUGUAUCGGAACGGUUGCCUGCAAAGGCUCUCUUGAUGGAUCCCUUCCUUCAGUCAGAUUGGGAUGGUGACAGCGUCGGUCGAUCUUCGAGAUCUAGAACCCAGCAUUCAGGAAAUAACUUCGAUAAUCAAUCCAUUGGAAAAAGUGCCAACGAUAAUUCUGCUGAGACAGGUAGGGAAUUCACAGUGGAAGGCCAGAGAAGAGAUGUUAAUACAAUAUUUUUAAAACUGAGAAUUGCAGAUUCCUCAGGCCAUAUUCGAAAUAUCCACUUCCCUUUCGAUAUUGAAGCAGACACUUCAAUAUCUGUUGCCAGUGAAAUGGUUGAGGAGUUGGAGCUUACUGAUCAAGAUGUUUCGACUAUUGCUAUGACGAUUGACUCCGAAAUUCGAUACCACAUUCCUAAUUGGAAUCCCAGUGAAACUCUUGACAAUAGUUCUUGUCAAGAGUCAGGUCAUACCCUUGAAACUAUGCCCGAGGCUUCUCCUAUGGGAAAUGAAUCUCCUGGCAGUCUUGCUUUGGAAAUAUUACCUUCAGGUCGUAAAUACUGGUCAGACUCACCCAAGGGGGUUGGUGGAAACUCUCCAUGUCUGCACGCUGCUUCAAACUUGUCUUAUGAAGGGGAUGUGAUUGCUGAGGAAGGCAGCCUCUUUGCAAAUAGCGUGGGGAAGGAAUGUGAUGGGACUGCUGAUUCCCCUUUCAACGAAAAAAGUAUUACAUCAGACUGUUCUGAAGCAACCGGUGGAAUGUCCUCUCAAGAAGAAAUAUCUGCAAGUUUGAAAGAUUCUGAAACAGAAGACAUCAAUAAAAUAGCAACAAAGCUGGAAACUUUGUUGGUUAUGCAACGAGAUGAGUUAGACGAACUGAAGAGGAAGCACAAAUUAGCUGUCUCGGAUUUUUUGAAUGAAUUUUCUCCAGAAAUUUCCUUACAGGUUCUAAAUAUGUGCAACCUGCAGAUGCCUGAUGGUGAAAUGUAGGGAAGAUUUUGGCUGAGUGAAGGCUUAGUGUACUCUCGAGCUUGGAUGCUGUUGGUGUAUUUAUGAAUGAAGCGUGGAGUGAAAUGAUAGGUAAUUGUAAAGACCAGAUCAUAUCAAUUUCAUUUCCGAAAAAAUCUGUACAUAGUUUGGUACAAGUUAUUAAACUAUAGGAAGUGUAUACUUGUACAUAUUAAGUUUACAUGGAGCUCUUCCCAGCUAGGAGUUCACAGUUGGUGGAGUUGAGGGCUUUGAGAUCAACUAUUUGACCCGGUUCUCUUUGCGGAUUAUUUUAAUUUAUUAUCAUGUCAAAGUAUUCUCAUAAUUUUGGCAUCAUAGACUUAAUUUGGUGGAAGUUUGUACUUUGUGAA
Messenger RNA from Medicago truncatula (barrel medic), 2308 nucleotides. Its product is annotated as probable serine/threonine-protein kinase WNK3. The record is from RefSeq and is a predicted model, not a curated record. Gene Ontology annotation, molecular function: ATP binding; protein serine/threonine kinase activity. The transcript has 9 exons. The coding region runs from base 165 to 1940 and encodes 591 amino acids. Lineage: Eukaryota; Viridiplantae; Streptophyta; Magnoliopsida; Fabales; Fabaceae. Gene Ontology annotation, biological process: protein phosphorylation.